AUGACGUCAUCAUCUACGCUUAAACGUAGAGUAAUUAAUCCAGAUGGAAACAUUGGUACAUUCUACAAUAUAUACAGAGACGAAGUACUCGAUCAAUCAGCUUCAAUUGAUAAAUAUGAAGAAAUUCAAAGUUACAAACCAGUACAUUGUGAGUUUAUAGAUGAUAGCAUAGAAGAAUUUCAAAAUCUUCUUAAAUGGAUUAACAUUGAAGGUGAUUUACGAGUAAAUAUCCUAUUGAAAUCAGAACUACGAACUGGUGUAGCCGCACUUAUUGAUCAUCAGUAUAAAAUCGAUAAAUACACUCGUGUUAUGCAUUAUUUUUGUGUGUAUCAUGAACGACGAAUUCUUGACAAUUCAACAGAAGCAAGAGAACAUUGUAAACCAAUACCAAAUGAUCUUCUUGCCACUCACAUUAUUUCUGCUGUCAGUUUCGGUAUUGAUGUUGUUAUUGUUCUACAGGUUCCAGCUGACGAUCAGACUGCUGAAAGAAUCGAUGUUGCACUUAAGAAAAUUCAAACUCAAUGGAAGAAUUCCAGCGAUAUUUCUCAUUCUAUUGAAGAUGAUGUAAAUAUUCUCGAAAAAAUUACUUUAACUAAAAUAUAUUCAAAUUUAAUUCGAAUAACAAAAAUGACUUCAUUUAUUGAAAUUUGUCAAUUCAUCGAUAGAAAUAAACAAAAAAUCAAUGAAUAUUGUCCAAUAGAAUACACUCUACAACCUAUUGAAUGGUUAUAUCCUGAUACUAUUUCAUUAUAUCCACCAUAUCUUCCAUUAGAUAAAAUUUAUAUUGAUAAAUUUGAAAAACAUUUAAUAGAAAUUUUGAAUUCUUACAAACAAAUAUCAGAUUUACUCGAAUAUUAUUCUAAUCAGAUACUUCCUGAUUAUCUUAAAGAAUUACUUAUAGAAAUGGAAAGUGAAUACAGAAGUUUGCAGGUAUUGUAUGAAAGCGGAAUUCUACGAUUAACAACAUUGAUGAUGGAAAUUCAUAGUGGACAGGCAAACGUUGAUGAAAUCGAUCCAGCACUUGAACACUACGAUCAAACGAUAUUCAAAGCAUAUAUUCAAAUAAUCUUGAAAAAAUUGAUGUUAAUCAAAGAAGAAAUUCAAUACGUGAAUAGUUCACCACAAGAAAAACUUAAAUACAAUCAGUUUUCUGAAACUGAAAUAAAUCAGCAUAUAAUGGAACAGAUGUUAGAAUGUCAGAUAGCUACAGAGAAACAAUCAGAUGACGAGAUUUUUUCUAAUGAUCAAGUGCUUGACAACAAAUAA
Rotaria sordida is the source of this 1266-nucleotide messenger RNA. The record is from the annotation of a GenBank genome assembly. NCBI's taxonomy places the organism in Eukaryota, Metazoa, Rotifera, Eurotatoria, Philodinida, Philodinidae.